AAUGAAUCAAAUUCAAAUGAUAAUGUUAUUGAUCAUCAUCAACAGAAUCAUCAUAGCUUAUUAAUGAUGAAUCAAGCUAUAAAAGAAUCAAUAGAUGUGGUUGCCACAUAUAAUUGGUCAAAAUUGUUGCAACAACCAACCACAUUAUUACCAUUACCACCACCACCACCACCACCUUCAUCAUUAUCACCAACUGAAUCAUUGUCGUCGUCGUCGUCAUCUUCAAUGAUUAUUGGAUCAUCAUCGACGACAUCUAAAUCUUCUUCAUUGGUAUCAACAAAAAUGUCAUUAUCGAAUAAUGAUAUUAAAAAUAAAACAAAGAAAACCGAUCUCAAUAAUAUUAAUGAUAGAUUCUUAAUCAUCAUCGUCGUUUUCAUAUACGUAAAUCAAAUUAUCAAUGUAAACAUUGUAGCUUACGAUUAUUGGAUCGUCGUGAAUUAUUGGAACAUGUUGUUAAUUGUAAGCCAACAGCAACAGCAACAAACAACAACAACAACAACAACAACAACAACAACAACAACAGCAACAACAACAACAACCAAAGAUUGUAAUAAAAAUUUAAAUCCAAACCAUUUCAUAUCCUCACCAAUAGAUGGCGUAAAUAUGUCAAUAAAAUCAUUUAAUUCAUCAUCAACAGGCUUAUCUUCAUUUCCAUCAUCAUCAUCAUCAUUAACAUUGUCUAUAGAUAUGAAUGAUAGAAAAAUGUUAAUUGAUCAAUUAAUAUCACCACGAAUGUCAAAGAAUCGUGAUCUUAAAAAAGCAUUAUUAGCUGUCAAAACAGAUGUGCAUCUUACGUCAAUGAAUAAAAAUCAAAUGGAAAUCAAAUCUGAAUCAUUAUCAUCAUCAUCAUCAUUAUUAUCUUCACCCUCAUCAUCAUCAUCUUCAUCAUCAUCAUCAUCAACAACAACAACAUUAACAAAUGAUCAACAACAACAAUAUAAACGAACAAGAUAUAGCGGUAUUGGACGUUAUCGUUGUCCAUGGCCAGAUUGUUCAUAUACACCACAUUUUCUUCGUGAUUUACGUAGACAUAUGUUUAAACAUACUGGUGAUAAACGUUAUAAAUGUCCACAAUGUCGUUUUGUUUCCGUAUGGAAAACAUCAUUAUUACAGCAUCAACGUAAAAAACAUUCAAUAACAAUAAACAAUGUAUCUAUUAAUACUAAUAAUAAUAACUAAAAAAAAAAAGUUCCAAUUCAUCAUUGCCACCAAUGAUCUUUAUUAAACGACCAUUGACGACCAAAAAAAAAAACUGACAACGACACUAAUUUGAACUCAAUCAAAAAAAAAAAAAAAACAAACAAA
Dermatophagoides farinae (American house dust mite) is the source of this 1305-nucleotide messenger RNA. Lineage: Eukaryota; Metazoa; Arthropoda; Arachnida; Sarcoptiformes; Pyroglyphidae. The record is from RefSeq and is a predicted model, not a curated record.